Paralichthys olivaceus (Japanese flounder) is the source of this 1998-nucleotide messenger RNA. RefSeq lists its product as uncharacterized. The record is from RefSeq and is a predicted model, not a curated record. Lineage: Eukaryota; Metazoa; Chordata; Actinopteri; Pleuronectiformes; Paralichthyidae. Gene Ontology annotation, cellular component: nucleus.
GUUUUGAAAGGCGCUAUAUUAAUACGGUUUAUUCUGUUGUUGAUAUAUUUAGUGGUAAAGAAUGAAAUCUAGCGUCAUUAGAUUUAUAACGGAGUCAGUGUUGUAGUUCUCGUGGUGCAUCUGUUUAUCUUGUCUGCUUCGGAACUGUUACGUGUGACUCGCGCUGAGCUACAGACUCCACCUCCUUCACGUGAACGCGCCAUUAGCCGAAUUAGAAAAUCCUGGGUUAACAAAGCUCCCCGAUUAAACCGAUAUCCCGCUUCUUGACACCGGCUACCCCCCUCCCGGCUCCGGAGCUUCGACAGCCCUCAGUGUAGUGGUGCAUCUCGUUCCAUGCUGUCGCGUCGAUUCAGCUCGGGCUUGUUUGGUUUCUCCACCGCGGAUCAGGAUUUGAUCAUUCAAUCCAGCACUGAAACAUCUCGGAUAACUGCGCGCUCCCGCUUCGCUAUACAGGGGAUACCAAUCGCACGUCGAAACCCGGAUCGCAGGUCAUGAACAUGAGCACGAUCGGAGUUCCAGAUUUCCAUAUGAUGAAAAAACACGAGAGGGCACAUUUCUUCAGCUCCAAGGAGCAGGAGCUGAUUUUGAAGUUGUAUGAAGAAGAGAGGGAGAUACUGACAGCUAAAUCCAACACCACCAGCGCCUCCAAGCUGAGAGAGGAGGCCUGGCAGAGAAUUGCUGAUAAAAUAAACGUGGUGUCGGACAGUGGCUACAAAAGGACAUGGCAGCAAGUCAAGAUUAAACACAAAAACAUUGUACAAUCAGCAAAAAGAAGAAGGGUUGAGCUGAUGCGGAAUCAUCAGGAGGAUUCAGCGACCCUGUCACUGACCUCUGCUGAGGAUGAUAUGCUGCAGCACAAAGACAACAGACUGAGAGUUGAGGUCUUCCCUGGGGCUGCCUGUAUUGACCCACUGACUGGAUCUGACAGCUCUUUUAUUAGCAUGUCAGGCCAUCCUGUGCUCCUACUGCCUGUUACAAAGACUGAACCAGAGAGCUUGAGCAGUGAUGAGACAGACAUCAGUGAUGCACAUUUUGAGGAGGACUUGCAUAGUAGCAGCUUUCAGGAAAGGUCCAACUCAGCAUGUGCUACAAGGGGUGGCCGAGAUGCAGAGAGGCAGACAGAAGACAUAAGGGCCCUUUACUGCAGCUACCUCAAAAAAGAGAUGGAGAACCGUGACCAACAGAUGGCAUACAGAGCACUUAAAAUGAGGAAGUUGGAAAAAGAAAUAUUAUUACUUGAUAAGCAGCUGGGGUGACAAUGUAAAGAAAUGCAAGUGGUUUUAUCCUAUUAUUAUAAUAUUAGUUCAGAUGUUAUCAAUAAAUUACUUCAGUGUCAUAAUAUACAACACAGUUACAACUUUGGCAGCAAUAUCUGUUUUCUGACAACUUGACAAAUUUGGUUGGUGAGGUUUCCAACAUGACAGACCCUUCCUUAUUGUUGAAAUAUUGCACUUCUAAGUGUACACAUACAGCAGCAAGUCAGGUAUCUAUUUCAAUCCUCAGACUGAGGCUGUGUUGAAAUGUUUUCUUUAACUACCCAAAGAUCAUAUCAAUCCGAGCACUGUCUUUGUAGGUGUUGGCCCAAAGUGGGCUUGAAGUCCAUUUAGGGUUCAGGGAAGGGUCAUAACUGAAGACUUCUAAACGGAGCCACUGUGGAGCUGCAGCAUAACUCUGUGGCCCAAGAAGACUCAUCAUUAUAAACUGAAGAGCACUGACACACCUUUGGUCAUGUUGUGUCAUGGACUUGAAGCAGCAAAAAAAACAAUGUUCAUCUAUACAAAUAAACCUGAGCUGAGGUUCUGAUAAUCCUGUGCUGCUGUCAUCUUCAUUUAUUGCUUAUUUUAGAGGCCUUUUUCAUACAGUCAGUAUAGUUUGGGCUAGCUAACUUGUUUUUGUUGCAUUCAGCAUAGACUACUUCAACCUUUCGCAUUAGCGAUAGCAUUACUGCUCUAAGGAAUGACACUAUGCUGCCUGUACAUUUAUGCUGCAGAGGAUCUG